Clupea harengus (Atlantic herring) is the source of this 7400-nucleotide messenger RNA. Its product is annotated as latent-transforming growth factor beta-binding protein 2. The record is from RefSeq and is a predicted model, not a curated record. Lineage: Eukaryota; Metazoa; Chordata; Actinopteri; Clupeiformes; Clupeidae. Gene Ontology annotation, molecular function: calcium ion binding.
AGAUGUGAGGAAAGACGAUGUAGGCUACACCCGAGAGUUCGAGCCUACUCCGACCGUGCUGCCACGUUCUUUUAUUUUUAGUGAUUCUUUUUUUAUAGACCAAACAUUCAUGAUGAAAUGUUGCAGAAGUACUAAGACACGUUUCAGACGAUUCAUUCGGAAAGUUGAGUAGGCUUAUUUAGAAAGUACGAAUUUGUGAUGGUGACGGUGGUGGUAGCCUAUAAACGUGAAGACGAGACUGGGCAGCGACUGUGCGUAACAUUCCGUAAAUAAUUAUGAGAAGAUAUCACAGGGCUCAUCUGGUUUGAGAAAGGAUGAAUCCAUGUUGACUGUUGUUCGUCAGUCUUUCUGUUUUUUUUAAUAGGAUAACACUUGGAGGACACUACAUUUCGUGACUCGAGCUGUUAGCAGUUGCAUACUCUGACACAGUGAUCUGGAUACUCGGCUCACUUGUUUGGCAGUACUUUCUCUGAAUAUGGACAGUUCGUGGAUUUUUGUCUUAGCUGCGUUAACCAUUGUACUGAUACAGAGGUGCGACAGCCAUGGAAUUCGCACAGGUGGCAGACACAAUUCAAUAGGUUUGACUGUUAUCAGGCUUCAGACGACAACUGUUAGUUCAAACCAAAAACUUUCCUCAACAUACAAUUUAGACAUCACAAAUCACAACAGCCAGUUGCCGUUUGGAGUGACUGAUAGAAGGGAUGGAUCCAAGGAUGAAUCCAAACAUCAGCUCAAUGUCUCUUCUCUCCGGGAGGGCAGGUUACGCAGAAUUCCCCGGCAACUGAGCAGGAGCAGCUCAACUAGACACAGGACGCGGACUGUGACCGGAGGCAAUGCCUCCGCCAAUGGAGGCAAGGCGGGCACCUCCAAGCGCCUAGUUGGACCACAUGUGUGUGGCCUGCAGUGCUGUUCAGGAUGGGCUGUUGCUCGAGGAACCAACCGCUGCAUUAAACCUGACUGCCAGCCCCCGUGUCAGAACCGUGGCUCCUGCAGCCGGCCCCACACCUGUGUGUGUCGCUCAGGGUUCCAGGGAGCUCGUUGUGAGGAGGUGGCACCUGAGCAGGUGUAUAUCCGUGCUGGAGGCACCAGGGCUUUAACCCCAAUCCAGCCAGAUGUUGAGCAACAGCAGCAGCUGGUUCGCAGAGAGUCGGUGGAAAAACAGCCGGUUGAAAGCAGCUUCAGGAUGCAGAUGCAGAGACCAGCCACCACCAGGCUUCCUCACUCUUCUUUAAACACACAGACAAGACAGGGCUCUGCAAGCUCCUCCUCCAAGCAGACGGGCACAUCCAGGACGGUCAAGCGUUACCCAGAAGCCACUGCACCCAUCACCUCCAAUGCAUUGCCCACUGGGAAUGGACAUGGCAAUGUGUUUGACCCAAGUCACUCGUACAAUCGCCCAAGAUUUCAAGACACAAGUGGGCAGGGCCCUACCAACAGUGCAGUCUCACCAGCAGGAGCUAACCUCACUUCUGGGGUCGACCGCUUCAAGAUUGUGUUCACGCCCAUGGUGUGUCGCAGGACGUGCUCUGGAGGCCGCUGCUCCAACAGCUGUGAGCGGGGAGAGAAGACCACUGUCUAUACUGAGAACAACAACCAGCCGCCAAAAAGCCAGGGCUUCCGCCUCUUCUUCUGUCAAAUACCCUGUUUGAGUGGUGGCCGGUGUAUUGGCCAGAACCAAUGCUGGUGUCCAUCCAACUCCACUGGGAAGUUCUGUCACCUGCCAGCUCCACCUCCGAACAAGGCCACUAACCAGGGUGCCAAAGGAAAUGGAGGACAGAAUAGCUCCUCUCACUCCACGUACACUUUGCCUCUUUCCGACCAGGAAGCCUCUCUGCAAGUAUCCAUAGUGAAUGUACACAUCCAGCACCCCCCAGAGGCCGAAGUACAGGUGCAUCAGGUGGCUCGUGUCAAGCCGGGUCAGGGUGUGCGGAAUCAUAGCAGAGAUGGGUCUUCACACUCUGUGCAACAGCGCUCUCAGCCUGCCAGUGGCCAUGGCAACGACCACGGCCUCAACAAUGGAAAUGGCAAUGGUGGCAAGAUCAGUCCUCAAAGACCCUUCAGCAGGCAGAAUGGACAUGUGGGAAGAUGCUUUCAGGAGACGGUAGAUGGCCAGUGUGGGAAGCCACUGCCAGGUCUGACUAAGCAGGAUGACUGCUGUGGAAGUGUGGGUGCCUCGUGGGGACUUAAUAAGUGCACCGAUUGUCCAGUCAAACCAGCCUAUGCAGUCAUUGCCAAUGGCCAAGUGGAGUGUCCCAAAGGAUUCAAGAGACUGAACCUUACUCAUUGCCAGGACAUAAAUGAGUGUCUGAUGCCUGGAAUGUGUAAGCAUGCAGAGUGCCUCAAUACCAAAGGAAGCUACAGAUGCACUUGCAAGCCAGGAUACAUGCUGGACACGUCCCGAAGUCAUUGUGUCUCGGAUAAAGCUGUGUCUGUAGAGAAGGACCUGUGCUACCGCUCUACCUCAGGAGGUACCUGUGCCCUGGCCCUGCCCCAGCACAUCACCAAGCAGAUCUGUUGCUGUAGUCGUGUGGGAAAGGCCUGGGGCUCCAGCUGUCUGAGAUGCCCACUUCCAGACACAGACCACUUCAGGGAGAUAUGCCCGGCUGGCCACGGCUACACAUACUCACGCUCUGACAUCCAGAUAUCUCUCAGGAAGAUGGAAGAAGAGGAGAUGAGGGCUGAGGAAAACCCCUCUGCCUCUCCUGAGCCAUCGCCACCCCAUCAGGCACACCUUCCCCACAUCCCUAGUCACAAGCCUCAUAUACCUUCCUAUCCACAGGCACCUGCUAACCCACAGGUUCCCUCACAUGAACCCCAGGCCCCACAGGUGCCUACAUUUCCACAAGUGCCCACACAGCCACUACCCUCUAGGACCCCACAGAUACCUCAUCACCCUUCUUUGGACCCUCAGCAGACAGGCAAAGUCCCUUCACAACACACUCCACAUGAUAGUGAUGCUGUGGAAGUGGCCCCUUUUACGGACUCACCACUCCUCCAACCAGAUUUGGUGGAAAUUUCUAGUCCUCCCAUUACUAGUCACCCGAAGCCAGAGUUGAAUUUCAGGGACGAGACCACUGCCUCCGUAAAUGAGUUUAUCCCGGUGACAGACAUUGACGUAUGCUUCUUGACUCCCACUAUCUGUGGGCCUGGCCAGUGUGUGUCGGUGCAGACUGGGUACACAUGCCACUGUGACCCUGGCUAUCAGCAUAACGCCCUACAGACUCACUGCAUUGAUAUCAAUGAGUGUGAAGAGAAUCCCUGUGGAGAGAAGGCCCACUGCGUCAACACCUAUGGCUCCUACAUCUGCCACUGCCAGACUGGAUUCAGCCAGGUCAUUACUCAGAACAGGAAGUUCUGCCAAGAUGUGAAUGAGUGUGACUUGCCCAAUAAGUGCACAGAUGGGAAUUGUGUGAACACGGAGGGAUCCUACACGUGCGAAUGCAAGACUGGCUUUACAAAGAAUUGGCGAGGCCAGUGUGAAGAUGUGAAUGAAUGUCUGACGUUGGGUAUGUGUGCCCACGGUCACUGCACAAACAUGCAGGGCUCCUACAAGUGCACCUGUAAUUCUGGAUACGAAACUGAUCCAGACCAAAGCAGUUGUCAGGAUGUGGAUGAGUGUUCCCUUUCUGGAAUCUGUGUUCACGGAGACUGCAUCAAUCUGGACGGCUCUUAUAGCUGCAGUUGUAACCUUGGCUACCAAGCCACUUUGAAUGGCAAGGCUUGUGAGGAUAUCAAUGAGUGUGCCACCAGUAAUGCCUGCCCCACUGGAAUAUGCACCAACACAGAGGGUUCCUACAUCUGCACAAAUUGCCAGUCUGGUUUCAUCAAAUCACCUGAUGGACAGAGAUGUGAAGACAUCGAUGAAUGUGCACAGGCCGUAUGUUUGGAUGGAGUGUGUACGAACACAGAAGGCUCUUACACAUGCACCUUGUGCCGUACCGGCUACCAGUUAGCCCUGGACAGGCAGCGAUGUGAGGAUAUUGAUGAGUGUCUUUCUGCAUCCAUCUGCAACAAUGGCAUCUGCCUGAACUCGGAUGGCUCCUACUCCUGCACAGCUUGUCCCACCGGAUACCUCGUGUCAUCAGACGGAGAGCUCUGUGCAGAUAUUGACGAGUGCCUUUCUCCCGGAGGGUGUCCCCUUGGUUUAUGCACAAACACUCCCGGCUCAUUCUCCUGCAUGGCCUGUGACACAGGCUAUACACUGUCUUCUGACAGAAUUACAUGUGAAGAUGUAGAUGAGUGUGAAGAUGCUGGCAUCUGCCUGGUUGGAGAAUGCACAAAUACUCCUGGUUCCUACACUUGCUCCUGCCCUGCAGGGUUUGAACACUAUGGGACAGGCUGCACAGAUGUGGAUGAGUGUUCCCUUUCUGGAAUCUGUGUUCACGGAGACUGCAUCAAUCUGGACGGCUCUUAUAGCUGCAGUUGUAACCUUGGCUACCAAGCCACUUUGAAUGGCAAGGCUUGUGAGGAUGUGAAUGAGUGUCUGGCUGUUGGGGUGUGUGGUGACGGAGAAUGUCUGAACACUGAGGGCUCCUUCCUUUGUCUUUGCCCCACGGGAUAUGCCAAAGAUGGACUUGGUUGCCAUGAUGUGGACGAGUGUGAGAAGGGCACUGUGUGCUUUCAGGGCCAGUGUCUCAACACAGAUGGCUCCUAUCAGUGUGUGUGUGAGGCGGGCUACAAAUUCUCUGCAGACGCAGGGGAUUGUGAAGAUCUGGAUGAGUGUAAAGAAUAUGGCAGUAAUGUGUGCGGAACAUGGCAUUGUGAGAACACCUUGGGUUCCUACCGCUGCUUCAUGGGCUGCCAGCCUGGUUUCUAUAGCGAUGAGAACGGUGACUGUGAUAUUGAUGAGUGUAUAAAUGAGACAAUAUGCGGAGAGCAUGGGUUCUGUGAGAACACAGAUGGCUCCUACAGGUGUCAGUGUUAUCGUGGAUACACCAAUGCACUGGAUGCCCAAGUGUGUGUGGACAUAAAUGAAUGUGAAACAAGCACAGAUUACUGUGGGGAGGCUCUGUGUGAGAAUGUGGAAGGGAGCUUCCUGUGCAUCUGCACCAAUGAGAAUGAGGAGUUCGAUCCCAUCAGUAACCAAUGCCGCAGUAUCCGGGCAGGCUUAGUGGAGGAAGCUUCACCUCUCUCGUUGGCUCCCUCACAUGGUAAGGAGAUGAAGGAGUGCUACUACAACCUGAACGAUGCCAACUUCUGCCACAACGUGCUUUCGCGCAACACCACCAAAGAAGAGUGCUGCUGCACAGUGGGCGCUGGCUGGGGUGACAACUGUGAAAUCCACCCUUGCCCUCCAACUGGGAGAGCUGAGUAUGACCAGUUAUGUCCGAAGGGUAAUGGUGUGCUGCCUGUGACCACAAGCUUUGGACUCCAGCUUUUCAAAGAUGCGGAUGAAUGUUCGAUGUUUGAACCCGAGAUUUGUAAAAAUGGAAUCUGCACCAACCUUUUUUCGUCAUACUCAUGCUAUUGUCAAAAUGGGUACUACUAUGAUAAUAUCCGUCUCGAAUGUGUCGAUCAUGAUGAAUGUCUCGAUGAGGGGACAUGUGAGGGAGGGGUAUGUGUGAACAUAGCAGGGUCCUUCAACUGCUUCUGCAGCCCUCCUCUCAUCCUGGACAACACGCGCCGCCGGUGUAUCUCUGUAAACAGCACAGACGACGGGCAGGGUCUGGAGGAUGACAUCCACAUGGACAUCUGCUGGCGGCAGCUCACUGACGAUGACAUGUGUACCCACCCUUUGAUUGGCACCAGGACCACGUAUACGGAAUGCUGCUGUCUCCAUGGCAUUGCCUGGGGCAAACUAUGUGCCUUCUGUCCCUUGAAGUCAUCUGAGGACUUUGCCGCGUUGUGUAACCUGCCAAGCAGAGGCUCAGACGGCCUGCGUGAGAGACCUGGCUAUGAGUAUGGCCCUGAUCUACCACCACAAGGCCCAUUUGGUCCAUACUGGAAUAACUAUGGGUCCCUAGGAGGUGGUGGGACAUACUAUGACCCCGAGGACCCCCAGACAGUGCCCCUGUUCACAGACCCCUCCAGUGAUUACAAUUCCAGGGAGACAAUCAAUGUGCCUGAUUACCGGCCUAGAGAAAAUCAAUCGCCUUCGCUCUUGGAUGACUUCACAGACCGCUAUGACAGCUUCGAGGGUCUGCGAGCAGAGGAAUGUGGUGUGUUGAAUGGCUGUGAAAAUGGCCGCUGUGUGCGUGUACGGGAGGGCUACACAUGUGAUUGCUUUGACGGCUAUGAGCUUGACCUCACCAAGAUGGCCUGCAUGGACAUAAAUGAGUGUGAGGAUAUCAAUGACAAUGUGGCACUGUGUAAGAAUGGAGUAUGCCUUAACACAGAGGGCUCCUACAAGUGCGACUGCCUGCCAGGAUUUGUUACUUCCGCCAAACCUCAUGAGUGUAUUCCAGAGUCCCAGACGUCACCACCUGGUGGGGAAGAGAAGUAACAGCACUCCUUAACUCUGUCCUUUCCCCCACCUGUCUAUACAUACCCAUGUCUGUUUCUCCAAGGACCCUGCAGUAAGGCCUUAGCCAUGAAGCCGCGACGCAUUCUAUACAUACACUGAUUUCCUCUGGUAACAGUUGUCCCUGGUACUACAUUUAUUUUGUUGUACCAGGGACAUGAAGUAUCUCGCCAAUCGGUGUAAAUCUUGAGUCUGUGAUGUCAUUCAAAUACGUGAGCGUAGAUCCACACUCCUCUCCUAACAAAUGCAUAGUGAAAAUAACAAAGACGGUAUAGCAAGUAAAGCACAAUGGUUGUAGGCUAGAGCUGUGUAAUGCUUUAUUUGAUUUGUGUAAAGAUGUUGAGAUAGCAUUUUUAGCUAGCUAACUGGCUAUAUCAGCUAUAUCAAUGCAAAAGAAAAAAAUAAAGCAUGAAACUGCAUUAACAUUGCACUAUAUUCGUUAUACCGUUUUCCCUAUAUUGCGUUUGCUAGGAGUGGAUUAACAUCUGUGGUAGUUUCCAUUGGAAUGCAUCUCUCCUCACGCGUGUGAAUGACAUCACAGGCUCAGGCUUGAUGAUUGGCUUGAUAAAUGUAGUACCUGGACAAUUGUUACCCAAAGAAAUCAGUGCAACUGUACACACAUGCACACACACAUGCAACCAUCCACUCUCUGGAAUGUGCACAUACAUUGGAUAUGCAACUACAAUGCUAACUACAAUAGAUACCAUAUCAGAUAAGACACAAGGACUGUUGAAGGGUCAUUCUGUCUCAAUUCACUAAAUAUGGAAAAAUAUUAUCGCAUUACCAUUAUUAUAAUGAAGUUAUAAUGAAGAUCUAUGACCAUAUUCCAUGUGCAAGAUAUUAGAUCAGUUUCACUUUUAGUGUUUAGUUUUAGUAGUUACUGUAGAAGACAUUAAGUGCACUUUAAUAUGACAACAAAGUGCACUAUAAUAUGAGAACA